UAUGGCUUUGCUGCCAGUGUUCAGGCUUUGCUUAUUGGGGGUGUUGGUGUUGAGCACACGGUCCAGGGAGAAGAACUGGGUAUCUUUCUUUUUUCCAGAAUGGCAAGCUUUGAGAGAGCAUCACCAGCUCUGAAGGAGAUACUGCUCAGAAUUUACAGUGCAGAAAAGCCUAUAGAGGUCGAUCAUCAGUUGUAUGAAUUUGGCUCUGUUGAAUACCACAUUAAGUCUUCAGCAUCUGAUCCACAAUUUACCUACUUGUCAAUAUCAACUCCACUACUGACCCAAGAAGUGUUGCUUUCAUAUGGGCUAUCACCGUAUACCAUGCAAAUGGUAAGGGAAAUCUCUGCUGAUGUUCUGGAGAUCGUAGAACCUGCAAAAGAAGGAUACCAACUUACUCUACGACUUGAUUUUUCUAGGAUUCCACGUGGCAUAGACUCUAUGAAGGUAAUUACAGAAGUUUCCUCUGUCCAAGCCGUUAUACUAAGCUCUCAGUUGAAAGAAAUGCUGCAGAAUGUGAAUUCCUGGGAUACAUCUCAAGGGAUGUACAAACCGAUCAAACUUGUUUAUCACCCAAGAGAACCUUUCUACGUCAUCAGACAGCCUCAAAAAAUAAUAGCAGUAUUCCCCAUGCGCUUCAAAGAAUAUUCAGAUGUGAUCAUCGCAACAUCCUUCUUUCAGGUUUCUGGUGGAGAAUACAAACUUUCUGUGAUUUCUAACAUAAAAUUGAACUCUUAUUGUUGUAGCUGCAACAAAAGGGAUUCUGCUUAUUACUUAUUUGGACAGGAACUCAUGGAUGUGGGAAGUUCAGAAAAAUGGGCUAAAGUACCUCCUUGCAGCUGGUCACCAAUUCCUCCUCCAGAACUUAGAGGGGAACCUUUCGAAGAAUUGAGCACUAAUGGAGGAUUUGUCUCUUUUGAGAUAUCAUCACGCCACAUUGAAGGUAAAAGACUGGACAAGACUGUCUGGAGUCUAUUAAAUUUCUAUGCCUAUGUGAAACAUCAUGUAAAGUGCACCAGAGGUUUCAUACAAAGAAGGAUGAGAAAGCGGUUGGAAAGUUUGGUUGAGGUCCUGCAAAAUUCAAGCUUAGAAGAAGAUGGACAUAUUAAAAAGGUUAAAGGAUGGCGAUACAUGAAAAAACUGGUCACAUUAUCAUCAAAAUCUAAAAUUCUCAAACGAAGAUGUGGUGAUUUCACAAGGAAGAUCAAGAGAAUCCGUUUCCGGAUUAAAAUCCAUGGAUUUGGGCGCUUUCGUAGGAGAUGGUUGACAAUGCCAAAGUUCUCUUCUCCAAUAGGAUAUACUAAACUAGAAUAACUUUCUUUCUGUAUUUAUCCAUUUCCCUGUUCAUCAUAGUUAGGACAGUGCAACCAGUGACAUAAAUAGACUUCCAUUAUCCUUUUGAUUGUAACAAGCACCUUGGGUCUUCACAAAUCUAACAUUGAUACAAGAGGUGAAAGAAAGAAGAGUUCUACUGUUAAUAGUCA
This is a messenger RNA of Theobroma umbraticum, 1481 nucleotides long. It is a transcript of the gene ARPC2B, whose product is annotated as actin-related protein C2B. Gene Ontology annotation, cellular component: Arp2/3 protein complex; actin cytoskeleton. The record is from RefSeq and is a predicted model, not a curated record. Lineage: Eukaryota; Viridiplantae; Streptophyta; Magnoliopsida; Malvales; Malvaceae. Gene Ontology annotation, molecular function: actin filament binding; structural constituent of cytoskeleton. Gene Ontology annotation, biological process: actin filament polymerization; Arp2/3 complex-mediated actin nucleation.